GUUUACUUCAAAUUUAAUUCCAUUGUUUUUAAUGGUACUGUUGUAUGCAAUACAUCAAAACUUGUAAAUUACACUCCUUUUAAUUAAUUCAUUUGGAAAAUGCUGUUCCACUUGCUAUGCCGGCUCUGAAUGCGCGUCUUCUGAACCUGAACUGUCAAACAGGUCAACUUCAUUCAGUUCAUUCAUUCAUCUUUGCUAGAAAAUGACAACCGUGGACGAUAAUUUUGUUUAAUGUCGAUACCUUACUACUGAAGCGUAUACUGUUAAGUAAUGUGAAAUAAAACGGUCAUAAUGAUAUGAGGUGAUUCGUAAAGUGAUAGGUUUGUUUUACUUUGUAUCAAAAACGCACAUCAAAAUGGCAGGCCGAAAUCGUCCAGUACCGCACAAAAACCUAUCGACGAUAUUUUCCAAAUUACAGGGCGCUUUUUCAGAAGUGGUAACACAUCCAAAAUACUCGACAGACAAAAGGACUUUGGAUAAAACAUGGAAACUAAUGGAUAAAGUUGUGAAAUUGUGUCAACAUCAGAAAAUGAACUUGAAAAAUUCGCCCCCAUUUAUUUUAGAUAUUUUGCCAGACACCUAUCAAAGACUGAGGCUGAUUUAUUCUAAAUAUGAAGAUAAUAUGGGAGAACUACAUUCAAUUGAACACUUUAAUAUAUUUAUUAUUAAUUUAAUGCGGAAGUGUAAGCAAACAAUUAAACUGUUCAAGGAAGGUAAAGAAAAAAUGUUUGAUGAAAACUCUCACUAUAGGAGGAACUUAACAAAACAUAGUUUAGUGUUUAGUCAUAUGUUGAGUGAAUUGAAAGCUCUCUUCCCGAAUGGAGUGUUUGCUGGUGAUACGUUUAGGAUUACUAAGUCUGAUGCUGCAGAUUUUUGGAAGACAAAUUUUGGGAACAG
Molecule: messenger RNA, 897 nt
Organism: Leptinotarsa decemlineata (Colorado potato beetle)
Lineage: Eukaryota; Metazoa; Arthropoda; Insecta; Coleoptera; Chrysomelidae
Gene: Cbl
Product: E3 ubiquitin-protein ligase CBL
Biological process (GO): cell surface receptor signaling pathway; negative regulation of epidermal growth factor-activated receptor activity
Cellular component (GO): plasma membrane; membrane raft
Molecular function (GO): SH3 domain binding; phosphotyrosine residue binding; ubiquitin protein ligase activity
Source: RefSeq, a predicted model, not a curated record